UUCAUCUGUUAACCCGUUCAUAUUGAUUCAGAUGACAGUUGAAUUUACCUUUACAGUUUCUUUCAAUUUACCAUUUACAUUCAGUUUCAGUUGAUCAUCAUUAACAUUAACAUUAUUAUGCUCAUCUCAUUACAUCCAUUAUAAACCAUAAUUAACCAUUAACAAGUUGAAUAUUUUUACGUCAACUUUUGUUACUCUUGUUCAACAAGCAAUAACAUUUAAUGUAAAAAGUUGUAAAAGUUGACUUCGUUAUUUACAGCAUAAAAAGUCGCCUCUAAUUAAUCUUGUUUUAUGACUUUCAAAAGAAACUUUAUUCAACCUUACACACACACAGACAGAAAAUACGUUUUGUAAACACUAGUUUGCUAUCAAAUAUUUGAUUCAUAAUCAAGUGUAAAUUGUGAUUAUCUAAGCAAUAAACUGGAACACACAAGGACAAUAUGGUAAACAAAUUGGUUUAUUCUUGGAUAACAUUGAUUAUCCUGCUAAGUGAUUUUUCACUUGAUACAAUUCAGUUGAUCCAAGGAAUGCCGAUGCAAGGGAACACCGAGAGUAAAGUUUAUGGGGAAAAGUGGAGGCCUCAGUAUCACUUUUCACCUCCAACUUCAUGGAUCAACGAUCCAAAUGGAUUGACUUAUUCCAAUGGUAAAUACCAUUUGUUUUAUCAAUAUCAUCCAGACUCACUGGUAUGGGGUCCUAUGCACUGGGGCCAUGCUACAUCGAGUGACCUUUUACGGUGGGAAAAUGAGCCCAUUGCCUUGUAUCCUGCCCCAGGUGGAGCAGCCUUUUCAGGCUCGGCUGUCAUUGACUCAACCAACAUAACUGGUCUUCAGAAAACGGCAAAUUCAAAUGUUUUGGUUGCAAUAUUUACUCGAAGCAACGACUCAUCACCAACUCCACAGACCCAGCACUUGGCUUACAGCUACGAUGGUAUAACAUUCAACAAUUAUGAAAAUAACCCAAUCCUGGUUGACCCAUCAAAACGCGAUUUCCGUGAUCCUGCUCUCCUUAAAUACGGCGAUGGUUACAUCAUGUCACUUGCCGCUGGUGAUGCAGCCAUGUUUUACAAGUCAACCAACCUAAUUGAUUGGACCUAUUUGAGUAGUUUCGGAGAGAAGCCAAGUCAAGGUUCACAUGGAGGUGUCUGGGAAUGUCCUGCUUUGAUACGAUUUGAGGUCGAUGGUCGUGAGCUUUGGGUACUGUUAAUAAGCAUUAAUCCAGGAGGUCCAACUGUUGGUUCAGCAACCCAAUACUUUGUUGGAACUUUUGAUGGAACACGAUUCAUAAAUGAAAACCCAGCCGAUCGAGUUCUCUGGUUAGACUGGGGUCCAGACAAUUAUGCUGCCGCUAUGUACACCAACAUUCCUUCACCCAAACCAACCAUGGUUGCAUGGAUGAACAACUGGAACUAUGCUGCCAAUGAACCAACCACACCAUGGAGAGGACAGAUGACUCUACCUCGAUCCAUGGAAUUGGUAAAGACGAGUGAUAAUGAUUAUCAUGUGCAAACCUUUCCCAUCGACGACGUUAAAAACUUGCGAGAAUCCCUUUUAUACGAAUUCAAAGGUGAACCAGUAACUGAAUCAUUGGCCAUCCAGCACAACUCAGAUCGAUACCAUUUAGAGUGCAGCUUCAAAUCUAACCGUACAAGUUUCGGUGCCGUCAAAAUAAAACUAAUGAACCAAGCAAGCAGCGAACAGGUGACUAUGAAUUUGGACAAUCUCCGAAUCGAAGUAGAUCGAAGUCAAUCCGGGCUGACAAACUUUUCUUCCGACUUUACCAAAUUAAUUCGAGGUUCCCGUAUCUUACCCAGUCCUCAACUCUCUGUUGACCUGUUUUUCGAUUCGUCAGCCGUCGAACUCUUUUACGACAAAGGUCUCUCUUCCUUUACUUACCUUGUCUUUCCAACCCAACCCUAUGAUCUUAUCUCAAUUGAAUGUACCGAUUGUACAAUAAGUUCAUUAAGCAUGUACCAAAUGAAGUCCAUUUGGAAAAAUGAUUCCUGAAAAGGAACAAAGUUCAAUUGUAUGAUAAAGUUCAAUUUGCUGUAUGAUUAUGUAAGAUGCAUUUUAUGCAAAAAAAAGAUUUGCAAAAAGAUAUUCAAGUGUAAAAAUUUGACUAGAAAAAGGUAAAAAUCCAUUUUCUCGUCUUCUAAAAACAUAGCAUUCUAAAAGGGUUCCCAAAAAGCCUAACUUUAUUCAUUUAUUCAAUCAAUCAUUUCACCCUCAACGACCAUGUUGUCCUUUUGCUUGGCAAAACUCAAACCUGCACAAAUUGAACCUUUCAAUGGGAUCCACAAAAUGUGUUACAAUGAAAGAUGAAAUAAAAAAUGAUUUGAUUAAUCGA
Messenger RNA from Tetranychus urticae (two-spotted spider mite), 2346 nucleotides. RefSeq lists its product as uncharacterized. Lineage: Eukaryota; Metazoa; Arthropoda; Arachnida; Trombidiformes; Tetranychidae. The record is from RefSeq and is a predicted model, not a curated record. Gene Ontology annotation, biological process: sucrose catabolic process. Gene Ontology annotation, cellular component: cytoplasm. Gene Ontology annotation, molecular function: sucrose alpha-glucosidase activity.